Molecule: messenger RNA, 1026 nt
Organism: Homarus americanus (American lobster)
Lineage: Eukaryota; Metazoa; Arthropoda; Malacostraca; Decapoda; Nephropidae
Product: BUD13 homolog
Exons: 2
Coding region: 1-1026 (341 amino acids)
Source: RefSeq, a predicted model, not a curated record
AUGCACUUGGACAUGACAUUGGCGCAUGCUAUUAGACAUAAGUAUGCUCUUAGGCAUAAGUAUGCUCUUAGGCAUAAUCAGAUUCAGAGACAUUCACUUAAGAGCGCCGAAUACAUCAACAACAAAACAUAUACGCACUCAAGGAUAGGUCAAGGAAGUCACGAAAACGACGCCACGGACACGACGCCACGGACACGACCACGGACACGACGCCACGGACACGACGCCACGGACACGACGCCACGGAAACGACGCCACGGACACGACGCCACGGACACGACGCCACGAAAACGACGCCACGGACACGACGCCGAAACGACGCCACGGACACGACGCCACGGACACACGCCACGAAAACGACGCCACGGACACGACGACACGGACACAACGCCACGAAACGACGCCACGAAAAGACGCCACGGACACGACGCCACGGACACGACGCCAUGUACACGACGCCACGGACACGACGCCACGAAAACGACGCCACGGACACGACGCCACGGACACGACGCCACGGACACGACGCCACGGACACGACGCCACGAAAACGACGCCACGGACACGACGCCACGAAAACGACGCCACGGACACGACGCCACGGACACGACGCCAUGUACACGACGCCACGGACACGACGCCACGAAACGACGCCACGGACACGACGACACGGACACGACGCCACGAAAACGACGCCACGGACACGACGCCACGAAAACGACGCCACGGACACGACGCCACGGACACGACGCCAUGUACACGACGCCACGGACACGACGCCACGAAAACGACGCCACGGACACGACGACACGGACACGACGCCACGAAAACGACGCCACGGACACGACGCCACGAAAACGACGCCACGGACACGACGCCACGGACACGACGCAUGCACGACGCCACGGACACGACGCCACGAAAACGACGCCACGGACACGACGCCACGGACACGACGCCACGGACACGACGCCAUGUACACGACGCUACGGACACGACGCCACGCACCAGUUAAUAUCCCGCUAG